This is a messenger RNA of Lytechinus variegatus (green sea urchin), 488 nucleotides long. RefSeq lists its product as uncharacterized. The transcript has a single exon. Bases 47 to 454 code for a protein of 135 amino acids. The record is from RefSeq and is a predicted model, not a curated record. NCBI's taxonomy places the organism in Eukaryota, Metazoa, Echinodermata, Echinoidea, Temnopleuroida, Toxopneustidae.
UCUCUUUGUUUUUAUUUGCAGGUAGUGAAGAACAUGAUCAAUAAAAAUGGAAGGAAGACACCAUUUACCAACAACAGGCCAGGUGACAAAAUGGUUUGUGAGAUUUCUCACCAGAAAUCCGAGGCUUGUCUUCUGGAAAUCCCAACCGAUAGGCAAGGAGAGGGCCAUUGUUACCCCUGGCCGAAUCAAUCGAUGGUUCAAAGAAUCAGAGGCCUACAUGUAUCUGGAGGAAGUGGGGGCCAUGAGCAUCCUCUUUGAAGGAAGGCGGAUGUUCAAUGGCGAUGAAAGUGGCUUCCCACUUGGCAGGCGCAAGGGGACCAGAGUUCUUGCAGAGAAGGGAUCGAAAAUCGUCCACGAGGUGAGGAACUCCGACAAGACGCAGAUCACCGUCUUGGCAACAAUGAACGUGUCGGAGAUUUCCUCCCUCCUGUCAUUAUCGUUCCAGGUAAACUGACAGAGGCUUGUGGGCGGUAUACGACGGACGUACC